Molecule: messenger RNA, 1920 nt
Organism: Penicillium vulpinum
Lineage: Eukaryota; Fungi; Ascomycota; Eurotiomycetes; Eurotiales; Aspergillaceae
Exons: 5
Coding region: 1-1920 (639 amino acids)
Source: RefSeq, a predicted model, not a curated record
AUGAGCCAUGGAUCACAAAUGCCGGGACAGUUGAACGAUGAGGAUUAUGACCUCACCCAGAUCCCAGAGGAGGUUGGCCCACUUCAGUCACUGAGUCCGAGACCGCCCCCCAACACUCAAUGGAAGGCAUCGUCGCGCAUAGUAGAUGAAUCCCUUGCUCAGGGGCUGUCCAAUGAAGACCUAUGGAUGUUGAUCCGACGGUUUAACAAGCAAAUCUACCACGUGAAAGCUGUUCAUGAUACCGCUUCUCUGAACUUGGAUCUCAACCGCACUGAAAAUGAGCAGUUUCCGCCUGAAAAGCUGCGCAUGACGCUUGAGAGAUUUUAUAUCUCGGUGGUUGUCGGAGUGACCGAGUUUUUUCGCCAUAUCACUCGCCUGCGAUCAUGGAAGGAACGAAGGAGGACAACAGUAUUUUGCGCAGGCUAUUUCGUUGCUUGGGCCGUGGAUCUCUUGGUUCCAACUAUUUCCGGUCUUAUCGUAGCCUUGAUAAUGGUUCCGUCUGUUCGGCUAUUACUAUUCCCUGGCUUGGCAAAGAAAGAAGGCUCAGAUAGAAGCAGUUCUAAGGAAGGAGCAGUUCAAUCUGAGGAUAGCCUCACGGGUGCUCCAGAAAACUACAAGGGUGAAGCUGCUGAACAAGAAGCCAAGAAUCUGGUUGACAGUUUCGCGACUGUUGCUAUGGAAAGUGCAGCGGCGAGAUAUGGUCAAACAGUUGCAGAGGAGCCCUCGGACAAACCUGCGCUCAUUCAAAGCUUAGAAGCUGUCGAGGCUGCAGCAGGAACCCCGACCGGCGAUGCUACUGAAGAUAAGACCAAGAAGCCUAUGAGAAAGAAGGUAGCACAUGCGACUGAUAAUGUUAUGCGUAUUCUGAGCGAUAUUACUGAUAUCUAUGAGAAAUUUGCCAACAUCCUUUCCCCAACACCUCCGUUCUUUUUGGUUACCUCUAGACUCCGCCUUGCAAGCAUUUUUACGCUGGUGUCUGUUAUUGUACCUUUCACAUCUAGUUAUUGGAUCAUCAAGCUCGUUGGCUUCUCAAUUGGACUGGGCUUCUUCGGGGACCCAAUCUUCACCUACACGCUUGAUCUGCUAAACACGAAAGUACCCAACUGGAAAGAUCAUCUCGAUUUGCAGAAGACUCUAUUGGCUGGCGUUCCCAACAACGCGCAGCUCACUUUGACCCUGCUCCGAAUUGGCGAGAUCAAUUCUUCGCCACUACCACCCGCACCCUCCGCCGAUGACGGCGAGCUUGUAUGGCCCCUGCGCCGCAAAAAGUCACAGGCAGCGAGCUCUACAGAUCUCACUACGCAGGGAUCAUCUGUGAGCCUCCAGUCCACGAACUCCACCACCUCGCUUCCGGAAACAAAGGUGCCGAAAAGAAGAUUUGUGUUCAAGCUCCUCAAGUUCUUCCGCCGGACAAUUUCCACGGCAAUCAAGGGUCAUAUGGCCUUUGACCGAGCGAUGGCCAUUGCAGGGUCAGCGCAUACUAAGAAUCUGCUUGGGAUGCUGCAAAAUGGACACUUUUCCGCAGCCGCCACGCCGUUCGGGCCCUUGAAGUUCGAUGCCAAGUUCGAGCGCAAGAGAGGCGCGGCAGUGAUUGACUCGUCAAAGGAGCCCCCUAUCUUGUAUUUCACCACCUAUGCUUCUGCUGGACUGGAUGACCUACGCAUCGAAAGUAGGAAGAAGGGUUCUGUUCUGUUCCAGAUUCCUGUUACCGAAAUCAAGGAGCUGAAGAAGACGGAGGGACUCGGAUGGAAGGGGAAACUGAUUGUCGAACUGACAGCUGGGAGCAAGGAGGCGGCAGAUGGACUGGUUAUUAGUGGUGAUGAGAUUGGCCAGUCUUACCAUCUCACUGGUAUGAGAUCGCGGAAUCAACUGUUCAAUCGGUUGGUUGCUAUUGAUGCCCAGUUCUGGGAAAGUCGUUGA